Molecule: messenger RNA, 2705 nt
Organism: Drosophila ananassae
Lineage: Eukaryota; Metazoa; Arthropoda; Insecta; Diptera; Drosophilidae
Gene: tmod
Product: tropomodulin
Exons: 8
Coding region: 533-1906 (457 amino acids)
Biological process (GO): pointed-end actin filament capping; myofibril assembly
Cellular component (GO): myofibril
Molecular function (GO): tropomyosin binding
Source: RefSeq, a predicted model, not a curated record
AUUGUUCCGUUAUUCCGUUGGCUUUCUUCCGUUGUUCCCACAGUCCCGUUAUUCAUUCACCGUUGUUGACGUGCCUUACGUCGCCGCUGAACGGCAUAUCGCUCUCACAGUUUGAAAAUCAAGCACUAGCCGAGAGGAUCGCCGAGAACUCUUCUCGAAAGGAUCAGUAAGAUACACUGCGAGCCAGAUACUGAUAGCAAUCGGAAUCGGAAAAGUUAUUAAACAGUGAUCGUGCCGCGAAAUUCCACUUGUUUAUAUAAUAAUCAGCGGCUGCCAAGAGCCCAACGGAAUAUACAAGAAAAUUCAUUUUUCUGGCUCUGGUCGUUUAUUUUUUCAGGCAACAAGCUAGCUAGAAAAAAAAAAAUAUAAGAAAGAAACCGAGCAUUUCUGCGUGUUAUGUGUUGUUGUUGUGAUCAGAGAUCAGUGGAUCAGUGAAACGAACCAAGUGAAAGUGAACGCAGAAACCCUCAAAGAAGAGAAAACCACUCAAGUCUCAAGUGAAACCAGGGAAGAAGUCCUCAAAUCAGAAACCAUGUCGGACAUUGAGGAUGUUUUUGGUGGCUCCGCCGAGGAGGAGACCAAAACCGAUGCCCAGCCGGAUGCCGAGAGCAAGAGCAGUGUGGUUACCGAGCAGACCGAGGAAGUGAUUCCCGGGGAGACCGAGAAAAUGGUCACCGAGACCAUUGACGAGGAUGGCGACGUGGUGGAGGAGACCACCGAAGUCACCCGCAAGACGGUCAAGCGCACCAUGAAAAUUACUGAGACUUCAGCCACCACAAAGACAACCACGCUCACCACUCCGGCCAAGCUGUAUGGCAAGGACCUGAGCGAGUACGAUGAUGUGGAUGUGGAGAGUCUGCUGGCCCAGCUCUCGGCCGAGGAGAUAACCAUAUUGGCCAAAGAAGUGGAUCCCGAUGACAACUUCCUGCCGCCUGAUCAGCGCUGCAGCUAUGAGUGCACCAAGGAUGCCACCGGGCCGCUGAACCGCAAGCAGCUGAUCGAGCACAUCAACAAGCAGGCUAUCGAGACCCCCGACCAGCCAGAGUUCGAGCCCUUCGUCCAGGGCAAGGUGCGUGGCAAGAAGUGGGUGCCCCCGCCAAGGGAUGCCCGGGACAUCGAGGCCGAGGAACAGAUCGCCAUCGAUCUGGGCGAGGAGUAUGAACACGCUCUCAACGACGCCACGCAGGAGGAGAUCAUCGAUCUGGCCGCCAUUCUGGGCUUCCACUCGAUGAUGAACCAGGACCAGUACCAUGCCUCGUUGCUCAACAAGGGCCAGCCGGUGGGCAUGGGCUGGGACGGCAUCACCAAGUCUACGCAGCAGAAGCUCUUCCCCAUGGAUCCGCCAAACAGCACAGACGUCGAGGAGUCCAUUAAGCGGGUCAAGGACGAUGACUCCAAGCUGAUUGACCUCAACUUGAACAACAUUAAGAACAUCUCGGACGAGAAGCUCGAGCAACUGUUUGCCGCACUGCCUCAGAAUGAACAUCUGGAAGUCCUCUCGCUGACAAAUGUCGGCCUCACCGACAAGACAGCCCUCCUGCUGGCGGAGGCUAUCGAGAAGAGCAAAACCCUGAGAGUAUUAAACGUCGAGACCAACUUCAUCAGUCCGCCCGUGAUCGUCAGGCUGGUGCAAGCCCUGCUCAAGUGCCGAACCAUUGAGGAGUUCAGGGCCUCCAAUCAGCGAUCUGCGGUGCUGGGCAACAAGAUCGAGAUGGAGAUCACCGACCUGGUGGAGAAGAACUCGUCGCUGCUGCGCCUCGGCUUGCACCUGGAGUUCAACGACGCCCGUCACCGUGUGGCCGCUCACCUGCAGCGCAACAUCGACAGAAUAAGAAAAGAUCUUGAGUUGCGACUGCAGUUCAGAUUUUUCAAUAAUCUGCAUAGAAAGUCAACAAGAAUUCAGUAAGCAGACCAGAAGCAGAAGCAGAAAGCAAGCAAAGCAACUAAACCAUUUUUAAAGCGUUUUGUAAUCUAAACCCCAAGAACCGAAGAUAAAAAACAUAAACAUAUAACAACGAAAGAACGUGUAUAAUAUAAUACUUGUAUAAUGAAGAAGGACUAAGCAGGAGCAGAAGUUUAAGAUAAAGAUAAUCAGCCCCAGAGCUUGGAAAUAAUAUAUCUGUAUACUCUAGAGAGACUUAACUAAGCACAGCAAACUGAAACCAAAGAAACGAAGUGAAAUAUAUCAAACUAUAUACAUAUACUUUUAAAUUAUAUAACGUUAAAGCGCAGUUCGAGCAGGCCCAUCUAGAAUGGGCUCUGUUCGGAGUCGAGGCCUGUUUUAUAAUCCAGCAGAACAAACGUUUAGGCGACACGUAUAUACUUUUCUCUAAAGCUUGACACAGGAAUUAAACUGCGAUGUAUGAUCUAAGUGAAUACCCCAGAUCCGAAUCAAAGUAAACUAUAAUCCCCAACAACAAGAAUAAAAUGUUUUAAGACACUUUUGUGAUUCAAUAAGAACCAACAACUAACAGCAGAAAAUAAAACAGCAGCACCACCGACAACAGAGCCAUGAAUACGUAAAAAUAUUUAAAAAGAAAUAUACUCGAUCCUGAAAUAAUAAUGUAGCUCUGUAUUCGGCGCAGACGAACAUACGUGUGAAACGCCUCAACCAGCGUAAAUAAAAAGACAAAAUCGAAAAAAUUAUAUAGCAGCAACCAACAACAAUUAUAAGCUACCACCACCAACCACCCAAGAACAAAAUC